Messenger RNA from Symbiodinium necroappetens, 3540 nucleotides. The record is from the annotation of a GenBank genome assembly. Lineage: Eukaryota; Dinophyceae; Suessiales; Symbiodiniaceae.
AUGUCGAUGCAGAGUGGUAGCUUCCGAUUCCUCAACCUCAUCAAGCCGGUGAUGUGCGUCCUUCCGGAGGUAGAGGCUCCCGACCGUAGGAUUCCUUUCAAAGAGAAGAUUUUGUGGACGUCCAUCUCCUUGUUUGUUUUCCUAGUUUGCUGCCAGAUUCCGCUCUAUGGUGUGCUGACCUCCAAGAGCUCCGAUCCCUUCUACUGGAUGCGAGUCAUCCUAGCUUCGAAUCGAGGCACUCUCAUGGAGCUUGGAAUCUCGCCAAUCAUUACCUCCGGCAUGGUGAUGCAGCUCUUAGCCGGCAGCAGGAUUAUUGACGUGGACCUGACUCUCAAGGAGGAUAAGAUCCUUUUCCAGGGCGCGCAGAAGCUGUUCGGCAUGCUGAUCACCAUGGGAGAGGCCGUGGCUUACGUCAUGAGUGGCAUGUACGGCAGCCUGCGGGAGAUUGGAGCUACCAGUGCCAUCUUGAUCAUCCUGCAGCUCUUCUUUGCCGGGAUUGUUGUUAUCCUCUUGGACGAGCUGAUGCAGAAGGGCUAUGGCAUGGGUUCCGGAAUCUCGCUUUUCAUCGCGACGAACAUCUGCGAGAGCAUCAUCUGGAAGGCAUUCUCCCCAACGACCAUGAAUACUGGCAAGGGAACCGAGUUUGAAGGUGCCAUCGUUGCAACCUUCCACUUCAUGGCAUCGAGGAGCGACAAGCUGGUGGCCUUGAAGGAGGCCUUCUACAGACAAUCUGCGCCGAAUCUCACGAACCUCUUCGCCACCGUCCUCGUCUUCUUCAUUGUGAUUUACUUCCAAGGUUUCAAAGUCGACCUGCCAGUGAAGUAUCAGAAGAUGCGAGGAUCGCAGGGCUCCUUCCCCAUCAAGCUGUUCUACACAUCCAACAUUCCCAUCAUCCUGCAGACAGCGCUGGUCUCGAAUCUCUACUUCCUGUCUCAGCUGCUUUACAGGCGCUUCAAGUCGAACAUGCUCGUGAACUUGCUCGGCCAAUGGCAGGAGGCAGACUUUGGCGGUCAAUCCGUGCCGGUGGGAGGUUUCGCCUACUACAUCUCGCCACCCUCCAGUGUCUCCAACAUAUGGGAGGAUCCGCUUCAUGCAUUGAUCUACGUGUCCUUCGUCCUCAUCUCCUGCGCGCUCUUCUCCAAAUUCUGGAUUGAGGUGUCUGGGUCCUCGCCCAGGGACGUGGCGAAGCACCUGCGAGAUCAGUCCAUGGUCUUCAAAGGCCACAGAGAAGAGUCCCUGUUGAAGGUUCUGGACAUGUACAUCCCGACUGCUGCCGCCUUUGGAGGCAUGUGCAUCGGGAUGCUGACCAUCAUGGCAGACUUCCUGGGAGCGAUCGGCAGUGGCACGGGCAUCUUGCUCGCGGUCACCAUCAUCUACCAGUACUUCGAGAUGAUCUACAAGGUUCCGUUGUGCAUGAGCCAAACUGGCUUGGACACCCUGGAGGCUCACAUUCGUGCCCUUACUGCUCGGGUGGAACUGCUGGAGCUUGAGAACAAGGUGCUAAAGGUGCGAGUGGAGCGGCUGGAAGGCGAGGGCUUUGAGGUGGUCAGUGAGAGCCGCCCUGCAACUCCGCCACGCGAGUCGGCUUCGCUUUCGUCCUGUCUGGCAGCAUCUUCACCUUACCGCCCGGCGGAGCGCUCGAGGCCUUCUUCCUCUUCGGCGGUGGCUAGCUCUUCGGGGCCCUCAGCGGAGAAGUUUCGGGGACAGGUUGCUGACGAGAUCGGUGCUUACAUUCGCCGCUGCCUUAGCGGAGGCAACCGAGGCAGCAGCGGCCAUGAGAAGAUUGAUCUCCCCAACCGGGUCUACGUGGUCGUCAAGGACUUCAAGGAGAACCUCUUUGAUCCGGCGCGGGUCUUUUCUACUUGGAGGGACACGCAGCCGAUUGUGAGCGUGGGCCCCGGACCUGGGAAACAGUUUGGUGAGAGCAUCUUCGUUGGUUUUCCGAGCCAGUGGGAGGCGGCGGCUCAGGACCUUAGCCGCUUUGCCUUGGCGCGAGAAGACGGUCCGAUUUUUGACUACGGCUUGGUGGCAGUAAGGCCUAAAGCUGUGGAAGGUGCUCCUUGGGUGGCACUUGUGGUGAUUGGCGAGGACGCCGACGGCGAGUUGGUGGUGGCAUUGCCGGGUGGAGCUUGGCAUCGCACUGCUACUGCUGCUCGCCGCCGCGUGCCGACGGCGAGUUUGAAGUCGCCUCGGGCCUUUUCAGUGCGGCUGGCGGCCUUCGAGGCAAGAGUGGCUGAGCUGCGCACGGCUUGGGCACAGCUCUUGGACUUCGUGGCGGUCGGCGAGGCAGAUUUGGAUCUGGGCUUCAGCUUUGGGGAGGGUGAGCAGGUGGACUGCGUGUUCCCUCCGGACCUCGUUGAAGCAGCCGGGAACAGGCUCGCCUCCCAUCGACCUGUUUCCGAGGACAGCCGAGACGAACCAGGAUGGGCAGCCAGAGUGGCCGACCUCGAGCGAGACAUGGGCAACCUUCAGCAAGGCAUCAAGGACAUUUUGGCGAAGCUGGGAAGCGGACCUGCAGAGGCGGCCGACCGACCGCAGCAGCCGGCGACUUCCCGGCCUUCCGCCUUGCGAACUUCUACUCGAGACAAAGCCCCUCCUCCGCCAGCCGGAGUGCCGGACAGCCACUUGCAGGAGAUGGCUCGUGUUGUUCAGGGCUCCCGUUCGAAGCUGAAGGAUCAGCCGGCUCCUGCAAAGGCGAUUUGGGCUCCUCCCACAUCUCUUGCGGCACUGGACCAGACCGACGACGAGCCCGAGGAGGAGACUGCGGACGAGGGUGAGGUACAGGGCGGCGACCGGAUGGCAGCCGCCAUCGAGAAGCUGACGGUGAUUGCCACCACUCUGGAGGGGCUUCUGGAGGCGGGGGGCGCAACAGACACCUGUGGCUCAGCAGGCGCUUCGCGGAGGAAUUCUGCUGCCCUUCGCGUUUUGAAGCGUGCUCUCAGGGACCAUCCUCGCGAGCUGGCCGACGGCAUGCUGGAGCGCAUGGCCGCCGACUUUGGGUUGGCAAGGGCGCUUCCUGGAGGAGACCGGGUUCCCGUGACAGCCAGAGCUUGGGUCGAAAGCAGGGCCCGCAUCCAGCACCAUUAUCCCUCUACGGUGCGGUUCGCUUGGAUCUUAGCGGGGGUGGUGGACGCUUUGGGCCGAGGCGACUACGACGAACGCCUUGCCCGAUCUCUGGUGGGGCUGGCUGCUGUGGAGCAACUGAGCUUGGACAGGGGCAGCUGGACACUGGCGGAGCCGAUGUUGCUGGAGGAGCCUGCUCCUCUGAGCAGCUUUUAUGGAAGGCAGAUGCCAACGGGGAGCGCGCAGCCCUUCACGCGCUUGCUCGAUGCCAGGACGAUCGAGCUGCUGGUCUACCAGGUGAAGGAGGUCGACGAGUACUUAGAGAGGCGAAAGAAGCUGGGAAAUCGCUGGGAAAUCGCCGCUCCCCCCCCUCCAUUUCUGCAAGACGACACGAGGAUGCCACCGGACAACAAGGGCGGCAAAGGCAAGCCGAAGGCCAGGCCGAAGGGUGCCGCGGCCAAGGGCGAGCAAGCAUGA